UCAAUCAGCAAGCAAAAACAACAAUAACCAAAAAGAGUGGCAUCCCAACGGGGCCAAGGCGACCUAUCACAUGAUUGCCGGCCGCCCGUUGGAUUUUUGUUGCCCAUCGCCAAUUCUGAGCUGAGUUGUCCAAGCCACCCCCAAUCGGUUUGCUGUAACUUGUUCUCCCUCCUCUUCCCUUCCCGACCCUCUCUCUCUCUCUCCCUCCAUUUCAUUCUAUUCCUCUCCUUCCCGUGGAUGGCCUCUGCUCAUGUCCAACAUUUGGGUGUAGUCCGCCCUCCUUGCGCAUGCUCUCCUUCCUGCUUCCCUUAUGAUGUGCGGCCCUCUCCCGCAUUCUCCGCUGUGCUCGCGAUCUCGCGUCACUCUAACCUCCAGCUUCCUUCCAGGGGAGUGAAAUCAAAAGAAAAAAAAGGUUGUUGAAGAAGUAAAGGGUCCCGCCAUCCGAUUCGGAUCGUCAUGCCAUCCGUAUCUCAUAAUCCGGGAGUGCCCGCUAUCGAUCAUCGAUCGGGCCCUGAGUCGACUACUUCUACUACUACUAUUACUACCACUACAGCCAUGGCCGGCAAGCCCAGCGGAGACCAACAGCAGCAACACCUGGUGGAUUCCGCGCUCGAACACACCGUCCUUCCGGCCCGACAUCCGCUAUCCACCUUUGAACUCGUUGUCACUACCAAUGCCCCCAUCCUCGAAUCUCUCCUCUUGCAAACUCCCACCGAGGCCAUCCUAGCCCUCUACCAUACCUCCCGCUACCUCCGCUCAUUCCUCCGCUCUUACCCGACAGCAUGGAAAUACCUCUCUUUUCGGCUCCUCUACCCCUCUGGCACCCCGCCGCCCCUCCGGGUUGUCUUCACCGGCUCCUCCGAGACCGUCAUCCCGCGCCAGUCGCGCCCGUAUGCCCUCGACCAGCUGUUGAUGAACGUGGUGAUUCCGUUUAGUCCGUGCUUGCGCAGUCUGGAGUUAGAUAACACAGCUGUGUCGGGGCAGAUCUUGAUGUCGACGGUACUACAUUCGCGGCGCGAGACCUUGGAACAUCUCUCUGUACGAGGCUGCAAGAACGUGUCGCUCAAAUACCACAUCAUCCCGUACCUCACGAUGUUUGGCCUCCAAUAUGAUGUCAACAUGGAGCAAAAUAUUGGGAGUUCACCGGAUACCAAGCAUCUUGCACUGAAAAGUCUUUACACGUAUCGAUGUCGACAUCAUCGACGACGGCCGUAUCUGACUUCCUCCUUGUCGCGAAAAGACUCCGACUCCGAACCCACACAUGAGCUGGUCAACCUCUGCCAUAAGCUGGGCAUCUGGACAGAUACCGCGUGGUGCUCGACUCCGGCGGGGAGAUGUUUUCGGAGACGGGGUUACGUGUCUAUGCGUGUUCCACAGGGGUCGGCAGAAGUGUGGGUGGUGUUCGAUCGGCUGUGGAGGUCGAAGAAUUGGAUCGGUCCGGUAGACCAGGCGAAUCGUCCAGUCCAGCGGGAUGCGAAGCUGUGGGAACACAGUGAGACCGGCUAUUACGGUGAGGCUUUGGGGACCGGAGAGAGUGGAGACCAUGGAGAGGGGAAGAUGCUGCCGGCACAUUUGCGACGGAGCCAUACACAAUUCGUUGAGAAUAUCCGCUGCGACAACUGCUGCGAGUUGAUCCCUGAACGAUGUGAGCAAUGCAGUAUAUUGAUGCACUGUGUCGGAUGUCGAAAGACUCUGUGUGCUAGCUGCGCUUACGAACGGCCUUAUCUGCACUGCCGGCCUCGAUCGGUAUCUAAGGACAGUCCAUUCUGGUGGGCUCCUGGAGCUACGAUGUCGCCAUGUUCUAUGCAAGACCCUGUCGAAGAUUCCGAAAACACUACUGUAGCCAACAACGCGGCUCCCUCUUAUCCCGCCCUCACGUUUCAUUGGUGCUGCACUGAGCCUAUCUUCUCUGGCGGCGGCGGCAUCAGUAUCGGCACACCGAACCGCGAUGUGGACCAGGUACGAGCCGUGCCUCUGCCGCGGGGACAGGGAUGGGAGGACCUGGAGUACUCGGCGCAGGAAUGGAGCAAGACGUUCCCGCGGGAUGCCUACGGAGACCCUCGCAAGCCCGACUAUACGCUGGAGACCGGACAUAUCGCCAUGAUGCGGUGGCUACUUGGGCCGCCCGACCGACAGCCUGCCGCUUGUCCGCGCAACCUAUGCCAGGACUGCUAUGACACACCUCAGUGGAAGGUACACUGCAAGAGCUGCUCGAAGCCACUGUGUAUCGAGCAUGAUCUGCGAGGGCUCCGCUUGAGAAUCUGUGGGUACCGGGAUCUGACGCUGGAGAAGCUGGCGAUCCAGAACCACGCCGAGACCGGCUCUCGCGGGUUUGUGUCUUCGCGGAUGCCCUACACGAAUUCCGUGCCAGAGUUCGAGCUGCCGUAUCGGACGCAGCGGAUUCUCGAUUCGACUACGAGCAGUUUUACCGAGGACAACCAAGAGGUCUUUCCCGAGGCGAGCAGUAGCGCGUUCGACCAUCCUCGGCCCACGCCUUUGGUUCACCGCCGCUCGCGAAGUCUGUCAAUCUCGAAUUCCAACCGUUCACGCUCAUCCUCGCCGUCAUCGGUCUACUGCGACUCGCCAUCCGACCAGCCCAGAUGGCAAGGAUGUCAGUCCUUUUUCUGUCCGCAGUAUCGAGCGGUCGGUGACCAGCGACAGCGGUGCGCCAGCGUUCUCCGCGAGUGCACCAGCUGCUCGGUGUACGUAUGCGAGGACUGCACCAUCGCCUUCCCGCCGUGCAACUGCUCCUAUUGCGAAGCCAACUACCUGUGCCCGAACUGCCUGAAGGUGCGGGAACGAGACGGGACCUGCCGCCGGCCGGCAGAAGAAAAGGCCCGUCGGGAGCGCAAAUGGAAAGAGGACAUGCGUCUGCUGGAGGGAAUCGUGCAGGACAAACUGGCGAAUAAAAUGGCAAACAAACUGGCCGAGUACGCCGGCGAGUUCUUCGACGUUAUCGAGCGGGAGGAACACGGCGAGGUGCAGCAUAUCGAAGAAGCCUCGACGUAUCCUGGACCCGUAACCGAGGAUCUAGGCGAGGAGAUAUUGACGGACAAUAUAGCAGCGUGCAUAGCAAAUGAUACUGUUCGGGUUGCCCUGAUGCGCAGGGCGCUGAGGGGUCCUGUUGUCCCAGGAGGACAGAAGAGAAUAUGUGGGUCAUUGCUGGAGGAACUCAAAAUGGCCGACGAACAACCCCCCACCCCCGCCGAGCUCGCCCGCCGCGACGAGGAAGAAUCCGCCCGCAAAGCCCGCGAAGCUGCCGAACAAGCCCAGCUGCCUUACAAAUGGACCCAAACGAUCCGCGACGUGGAGGUGACAAUCCCCGUAGCAUCGAACAUCCGCGGUCGGGAUUUGGAUGUUGUUCUCACGAAGACGAAAAUCCGCGUUGCGAUUAAGGGACAGGAGGCUUUUAUUGACGGCGAGUUCCCCCACCCCGUCAUCCCUGACGAAUGCUCCUGGACCCUUGAAUCGACAUCCCAACCGCCCGGCAAGGAAAUCUCGAUUCACCUGGACAAGGUGAACAAGGUGGAGUGGUGGGCGCAUGUUGUGACGAGUGCGCCGAAGAUCGACGUUACGAAGAUUACGCCGGAGAAUUCGUCGUUGAGUGAGUUGGAUGGCGAGACGAGGGCGAUGGUCGAGAAGAUGAUGUAUGAUCAGAGGCAGAAGGAGAUGGGUGGGUUGACGAGUGAUGAGCAGAAGAAGAGGGAUAUUUUGAAGAAGUUUCAGGAGGAACAUCCUGCAAGGAUUAGCAACUUUGGUGGCUGCCAUGCAGUCUGUCCUCCAAUUUCGUCCUUCUCCCCGUGCUUAUCAUCCCCGGCGCCCGCAUCGCAAAUCCCGCGCUGGCUGCCUCGUUUGCAAGCAGCGACGGGUCAAGGUAUUCCCCUUACUCUUCUGUGCGACGAGGAAAAACCAUCCUGCCACCGAUGCCAGAAACUCGGGUUCGACUGCAGCUAUGAGCCCGAGACCAAAGACAAAGACAGCGUCAGCGUCUUCCUUGCGAGUCCGCCUGAUUCAAAAGCGUACUGCAUGUCGGUGGAUAGCGUGACCAAGAAGAUCAACGAGAUACUGCAGUUCGAUUCAAAAAGCGGCCCAUUGCCCGUCGUGCAAGCAUUGCAGCACUUCCACCAUGGCCUAACAAACCCGGCGCUCGGGCCGAAAGGCGCUCAAUCCGCUAUGCAGGCGAAGAUCAUUCAGCUAGGAUUUAAUUCACCCUUUCUACUGCACACUAUCAUUGCAGCAGCCACUUCGCACAUCCGUCAUCUGGCUCCGGAUGGUCGUGUCUAUACCUUCACGGAAACUUACCACUGGCAGCAGGCCAUUACUCAGUACUCUCGGGAAGUUACCACCAUCGGCCCGAAGAACACGGAUAGUCUUAUCUCUGCGUGCUUGCUGUUGACUAUUCGUUCCUUUGCUUUGGAUGAAUACGACCCCCUCAGCUCGUUCGUCUUCUCAGACGAUAUUGCCUCCCUGAGCUGGCUGACCUUGCAAGGGGGGUUACGCCAUCUGAUCAUGGCUACGGCGCGAUGGAAAGCUGGCAGUAUGUGGUGGGGGGUAUUCAUGAAGUCUCAAGAUGAGACGGUGGAUCUCUUUGAGGAUGAGCGUCCUGGACGGGUGGCUAUUCAUCCGGGGCUAGCUGAUCUGUGUGGGAUUGAUGACACAACCACCGCAGAGACGAACCCGUAUCAUGCGCCAGCGCGGAUACUGACAGGACUGCUGUCGCUGGAGCGAGGGGUCCGGAGUUUUUCAUCCUACACAGGAUGGAUGGGGAGGCUGCUACCGCAGUUCUUUGCCAGAUUGAUGCAGAAAGAUCCACCGGCACUGAUACUACUGAGUUGGUGGUUGGGUUUGAUGUACGGGACGGAUAUGUACUGGGUGGAGACGCGAGCAAGACAUCACCUCUCGCUCAUUAAGACAGAGACACGUAGUCUCUGCAUCGCAUUGACGUGCUCUGGUGUCUCAAUCAACCUUUGUCCACUUUGCCCCUCCAACCAUCAGACACCCGUCAACACCGGAGACUACAAUAAUCUGCGAACAUCUACAGCAGACUCACCACCUCACUCCAACAACCACACCACGAACGCCUCCUCCAAACCUAUCCAAAGACAAACACCAACGACAAGACCAGAAACAAUGCUAUCAACCCUCCUCGCAGCCCUCUGUCCAUGCUCCUGCACCAACCCGACACCUCCCCCACCACCAAACACCACAACCGCAACCACUUACAACAACCACCACCACCACCACAACAGCAUCCAAUACCAACCCCCCCUAGAACCCACCCUCACCCUCCCAGCCUACACCCCCCACCCAAACACCGAAACCCUAAACGAAAAGACCCUCGCCCUACACCUCCGCGACCCGCCCAUCUCCUCAUCCAGCUACAACUACAACAACAACAAUUCCUUCCCUCUCGACGAAAAACACCCCUACACCACUACCACAACCACCGCACCUACCUCAUCCACACCACCCGACGGCAUGACUACAAGCAAUAAUGCAGCAACAGCAGACGACGCUUCCUCGCAAAUCUCCUUCCCUAGCACAACCCACAGCUACGGAAACACCUCCACCGCGACGAGGGAGACGCCGCCUCCGCCGUAUUCGCCGACGUGGAGGGGCCACGCGGAGGGGGAGGUCGAGGGGGUGAUUUCGCCGGUGCCGUCGUUGAGCUUUUCGGGUGAUGGGGAGAGGUCCAGGUCUGUGUCGGUUUCGGGGAGGAGUAGUGGGAGCUGGGGGGAGGGGGGAGGUAGUAUUGCAGAUGAGGUGGGGAUUGUGGCGCCGAGGGGGGUGUAUAUAGCUGGUCAGGGUGGUAGAGGGGAUGCGUGGAGUGGGAGUAUUGGGGAGGAGUAUUAUGGGGUUGGGUAUGGCGUUAGGGAUGAGGAUUUGGGGAGGGUGAGUUAUGAGAGCGGGAGAAGUGGUGGUAGGAGGAGGGGGUCAUGGGGUGUAUAG
Messenger RNA from Aspergillus piperis CBS 112811, 5949 nucleotides. RefSeq lists its product as uncharacterized. Lineage: Eukaryota; Fungi; Ascomycota; Eurotiomycetes; Eurotiales; Aspergillaceae. Gene Ontology annotation, molecular function: zinc ion binding; DNA-binding transcription factor activity, RNA polymerase II-specific. Gene Ontology annotation, cellular component: cytoplasm. The transcript is spliced from 8 exons. The coding region runs from base 457 to 5949 and encodes 1830 amino acids. The record is from RefSeq and is a predicted model, not a curated record. Gene Ontology annotation, biological process: protein folding; regulation of DNA-templated transcription.